Haemonchus placei is the source of this 1233-nucleotide messenger RNA. The record is from the annotation of a GenBank genome assembly. Lineage: Eukaryota; Metazoa; Nematoda; Chromadorea; Rhabditida; Trichostrongylidae.
CUCAUUUACUGUAAGAUUUCAUUAUUUUUAGCCAUGGUGGAGGGCAGCGAUGGUAGUAUGGAGGAGAAAGUCAUAAAUGAAGAAUAUAAAAUAUGGAAGAAAAAUACGCCAUUUCUCUACGACAUGGUAAUGACUCAUGCCUUAGAAUGGCCCAGUCUCACAGUACAAUGGUUACCCGAUAUACAAAAGGCUGAAAAUGGUGAUUACACUACUCAACGCCUCAUUCUUGGUACACAUACCUCAGAUGAACAAAAUCAUCUUUUAAUUAGCAAAAUCCAAUUGCCUACUGAUGAUGCACAAUUUGAUGCGUCGCGGUACGACACUGAAAAAGGAGAGUUCGGAGGGUUCGGUGCCAUCACUGGAAAGGUUGAAACGGAAAUAAAAAUCAAUCACGACGGAGAAGUGAACCGUGCUCGUUACAUGCCACAGAAUCCUGUUAUAAUCGCCACCAAGUCUCCUAAGGCUGAGGUGUUCGUUUUCGAUUACACGAAACACUCCUCUGUUCCUAAAGAUAAUCAGUGUAAACCCCAACUGCGACUACGAGGACAUACGAAAGAAGGAUAUGGGCUUUCGUGGAAUCCGAACAAACAAGGACAUAUUUUAUCUGCUUCCGAUGACAUGACCGUGUGCCUAUGGGAUGUUCAAGCAAAUGAGAUAAGCGCUGGGUAUCUGGAUGCGAAAAAUAUUUUUAAAGGACACACGCAAGUGGUCGAAGACGUCGCGUGGCACGUUUUGCAUGAAGCAGUGUUCGGUUCUGUUGGUGACGAUCACAAACUCAUGAUUUGGGAUAUUCGAGGUAACCAACCAGCACAUACGGUCGAGGCACAUUCUGCCGAAGUCAACUGUCUGUCGUUCAACCCCUACUCGGAAUUCAUCCUUGCAACUGGAAGCGCUGAUAAGACGGUGGCGCUCUGGGACCUUCGAAAUAUGAAACUAAAGUUGCAUUCAUUCGAGUCACACAAGGACGAAAUCUUCCAAGUGCAAUGGAGUCCGCAUAACGAGACCAUUUUGGCUAGCAGUGGAACUGAUAGGAGGCUCCAUGUAUGGGACUUGUCUAAGAUCGGAGAGGAACAAAAUCCUGAGGAUGCUGAGGAUGGACCGCCGGAAUUGUUGUUUAUUCAUGGAGGUCAUACUGCAAAGAUCAGCGACUUUUCCUGGAAUCCUAAUGAGCCUUGGGUUGUGUGUAGUGUCUCGGAGGAUAAUAUUAUGCAGGUAGGCUAUCCAUGGUUCUAA